Penicillium digitatum Pd1 is the source of this 159-nucleotide messenger RNA. NCBI's taxonomy places the organism in Eukaryota, Fungi, Ascomycota, Eurotiomycetes, Eurotiales, Aspergillaceae. The record is from RefSeq and is a predicted model, not a curated record.
AUGUCACCAGCGAAACAUUCGCCAACACCACAACACAUCGACAACCACCGCAGUUCUUCAACUGCGCGUCUGUUACUCCCGUGCCGUGAGACUGCUCGACCUUUGGCAACCUUUGGGCUUCUACAAGCCCUUCGAUUCAGCAACGAAACAACCAAGUGA